AUGGUGGGUCGACGACGAAAACAACAAAAACGACCUUCACCGUUUAUCAACCAUGUCCUACUACCAGGCCUACGAAGUACUAUCCUCGCCCUUGCUGUACUGGCUAUUGGAUUCGGUAGUUGGCUUGAAACCACACCUAGCAUAGACGAUUGCAGCUUUAAACGGCAAAUGGCCAUGCGACAAGUUUCGCUAUACCGCAACUUGACCGACAAUGACAAUUUACCAGACACUGUAUCCUUUGGUCUUUGGCGUCAUUGUUUUAUCUACGCCCUCAAUUGUACAUGCACAUCACCCAGUCUCUCUUAUGGCCUUGAUGCCACAACCAUCCUUCAGGGCGCGUUCAGCAACACGACGACCCUCCCCACUACCAAUACCACCACAUCCUAUUGGAAUUCAGUACCAUUAAUCAUGGCAACAGCUUUAUCAGCAACCGCGUUUCUAUUUGGCGUCGCAAUCAACAUUCUCAAUCGUCGUCGUUUACAGCUUGUCAAUGCCGGCAUUGUGCUUGCGAGUCUCAUCCUCACUGCCAUUGCGUUUGGUCACACGUAUUCACAGUAUAGCCAUGAUAUUCAGCAAGCGUGUGAACAGUAUGGACGACGUUGUGUAAAAAUGGAUCAUGGUGCAGAGUUUAUUGCCCUUGUGCUUGGUAUUGCCUUGUUGGGUGUAGCAUGUCUCACGUGGGUUUACGCGCCAAAAAAGGACAAUGAUCUUAAUACAACAACAGCAGCAGCAGCAGUAGCAGUGGAUACAAAGACGCCUUCUUCUUUUAUGCAACAUUCAGCAUCGCCAAGGACACCCUCGGAUGUACUUGAACCAUGGCGUGAAGCCGUCAUGUUGGAUGAUGAACGUCAACGUUGGACGAGACAUACGAGCUAUCAACCUAUCCAUGACAACGAAGCAGCAGGAGCAGCAGCAUUUACCACUGAACCCUUACCACCACCACCACCUGGAAGACGACGUGCCUCACGUAAGAUGAUGGAUUAUUAUGACCUUGUUCCUCCCUCACGUCCUUUUGCACCGAAUCAUUCAUCAUCAUCAGGACCACGCCGAUCCAGCCAUGGCUCAGGCAAUACAUUUGGUGCUGAUAACAUCAUGAACAACAGCAAUCGUGGUUCGCGUACAUCCUCCACCAUGUUAGAGAGUCCCAUCGGUUCAGGUGCAGCCGAAGACAUGUAUUAUCAUUACAAUUCUUCAGGGAGUCAUUCUCCAACAUCACGAUCCCAUCGACGACAAUCCAGUGGUGCCUUAACCUCUUCCUUUGGUCAACAACAACGUCGUCGUUCACAUUCUCCUUUCCGCUCAUCCCCUGGUGGUGGUCACUCUUCACAUAACAACAAUAACCGUACAAUCACUGAUCAACGUAUCAGCGCCUAUUUACAACGACAAGACCAAGCCCAUCUUCCUUAA
This is a messenger RNA of Lichtheimia ornata, 1407 nucleotides long. RefSeq lists its product as uncharacterized. The transcript has 2 exons. The coding region runs from base 1 to 1407 and encodes 468 amino acids. The record is from RefSeq and is a predicted model, not a curated record. NCBI's taxonomy places the organism in Eukaryota, Fungi, Mucoromycota, Mucoromycetes, Mucorales, Lichtheimiaceae. Gene Ontology annotation, cellular component: plasma membrane.